This is a messenger RNA of Bombina bombina (fire-bellied toad), 1153 nucleotides long. RefSeq names its product dehydrogenase/reductase X-linked (gene DHRSX). Gene Ontology annotation, molecular function: oxidoreductase activity. Bases 35 to 1015 code for a protein of 326 amino acids. NCBI's taxonomy places the organism in Eukaryota, Metazoa, Chordata, Amphibia, Anura, Bombinatoridae. The transcript is spliced from 7 exons. The record is from RefSeq and is a predicted model, not a curated record.
CUUGAGCAGUGGAUGCAGGAAUCGACCGACAGACAUGUGGCUCCUGAAUGUCAUACUGCCAGUGCUGUGGGUCUAUUAUAUCGGGAUUAAAGUGCUUCUCCAGCAGCUUUUCAGCCGACGCUUCACAUUACCAGCAUUCCCUUUACAAAAUGGAAAAGUUGCUAUAGUGACUGGAGGUGCAAAAGGAAUAGGAUUCUACACUGCAAAACACCUAGCAAGCCUUGGAAUGCAUGUGAUUAUAGCUGGAAAUAAUACAACCGAAGGCAACGAAGCAGUGAGGCAGAUAAAUCAGUACACCCUGAAUGCAAAAGUGGAAUUUUUAUACUGUGAUUUGGCUUCCAUGAAGUCCAUCCGGCAAUUUGUACAGAAUUUCAAAUCAAAGUAUGAAAACCUUCAUGUUUUAGUGAAUAACGCUGGCGUGAUGUUGGUACCUGAGAGGAAGACAGUGGAUGGCUUUGAGGAACACUUUGGCUUGAAUUAUCUCGGACAUUUCUUGCUAACAAAUCUGUUACUAGAAACUCUUGCAUAUUCUGGGACUUCUAGCUGUAGUGCUCGUGUUGUCACUAUGUCAUCAGCAACCCAUUAUGCUGGAAAGUUGAACUUUGAUGAUUUGCAAAGCAGUUAUUGCUAUUCAUCCCACGGUGCGUAUGCCAACAGCAAGCUUGCUCUAUUGAUGUUCAGCUAUCAUUUACAGCAGCGACUUACUGCAGACGGUAGCUAUGUGACGGCUAAUGUGGUUGAUCCUGGGGUUGUAAACACUGAACUCUACAGAAAUGUUGUUUGGCCUGGAAGACUUGUGAAAUGGAUGACAGCCUGGUUGCUAUUUAAGACUGUAGAAGAAGGUGCUGCUACAUCAAUCUAUGCAUCUGUUUCACCAGAUAUGGAAGGAGUUGGGGGCUGCUAUUUAUACAAUGGACAAAAGUCAAAGUCUGCUGAUAUAUCUUACAAUGAAGUGUUCCAGAAAAAUCUUUGGACUGAAAGCUGCAAGAUGGUUAGACUCCCUGUAUCAGCAUAAAAUACAUGACAUAGGCUUUAAUUGGCAUGUAAUUACAUUUUUUUAAUUGUGAAAACCACAAAAACAAAUUGCCAGCUUUAAAAUCAUAAUGUUUAAACUACAUCUUGAAUAAACAAUAUCUUCAGUUGCGAACAUUUA